UAACUCCUGUGUACACAAUAAAAGAUAAAUUAUAAAGUGUCAAAGUUUAAUUAUUAUUUCAUAGUUUUAAAUAGAUUUUGAGAUAUAACUCAAAUAAAAUGCUAUCGAUAGAUAAUUGAAUACUAAGUAUCGACAAUGGGCUCGUCACAAUGGCCGAAUAUCAGCCGGCGUCCCGUAGUAUGCGUCGCUUACUUGUAAUGACGAACAAAACAUAAACAAAAAUAAAGCUUCGCUCUAAAAUCAACCAGAUGGCAGUGAUACAACAACGAACUCGUAAUAUAUAUAAUUGAUUUAACUAUAGAAUGUCCAUGUGCUCACGCGUGACAUAAAAUAGUAAAUAAUUUUCUCCAAAAGAACUUUGGAGCAUUUGUAUACAUAAUUUAUAUAUUAUUUAUAAAAAAAUUUAUAUUUCGAUUAAAAAUGUCCUUCCGUGGUCGUGGAGGAGGAGGAUUUAAUAAAGGGGGAGGUGGUGGAUUCAAAGGAGGAAGAGGCGGUGGUGGUUUCAGAGGAGGACGCGGAGGCGGUGGAAAUAGAAGCUUUGACCAAGGUCCACCAGAAACAGUUACUCCUUUGGGACAUUUCGAAUGGUCAGUUCAAGAUGAUUUAGUUGCUAAAGCAGAUAUUGAACAAGUACCUUUUUUCAAUGCACCCAUUUACACUGAGAAUAAACAGCAAAUAGGAAAAAUUGAUGAAAUUUUUGGCAAUCCUCGUGAUUACUAUGUAACGAUUAGGCUGUCAGAGAAUAUAAAAGCAUCAAGUUUUGAAAAAAAUGUUAAGGUGUACAUAGAUCCAGCUAAACUGUUACCUCUCCAAAGGUUUUUACCAAAGCCUCCAGGCACCGUAGAAAAACGUCCCUCACGUGGCGGCCGAGGAGGUCGUGGUGGUGGCAGUGGACGAGGUGGCCGUGGAGGUGGUGGUAGAGGAGGUGGAGGAUUUGGAAAUCGAAAUAGCAGUGGUGGUGGCAGAGGUGGUGGCGGCGGAGGAUUCCGUGGUCGAGGUGGCGGAGGUGGAUUUGGUAGAGGCGGAGGUGGUGGAAAUCGUGGUGGUGGAGGAAGAGGACGAUGGUGAAAAAUAUUUUUAUACAAUUAAAAAGAUAAAUUAUCACGCCAAAUGGCUUCUUAUUUUUAUUAAUAUACUGAUGAACUUUA
This is a messenger RNA of Chelonus insularis, 1148 nucleotides long. RefSeq names its product Gar1 ribonucleoprotein (gene Gar1). Gene Ontology annotation, biological process: ribosome biogenesis; snoRNA guided rRNA pseudouridine synthesis. The record is from RefSeq and is a predicted model, not a curated record. Lineage: Eukaryota; Metazoa; Arthropoda; Insecta; Hymenoptera; Braconidae. Bases 421 to 1068 code for a protein of 215 amino acids. Gene Ontology annotation, molecular function: box H/ACA snoRNA binding. The transcript has 6 exons. Gene Ontology annotation, cellular component: box H/ACA snoRNP complex.